AUGGCUACGAAUAAUCUAGAUGAGAACUCCAUUGGAAGAUUCCCAGACAGACUGCAGCUGGACACAGACACUGGAUCUCUCAGCAUUCGAGAUCUCACCCUCAACAACUCUGGAGUUUAUCAGCUAGACAUUUUCAAUACACACAAAACAUCUCAGAGAUUCUAUCUAACUGUCUAUGCUCCAGUACCACUUCCUCAAGUCAGAAAAAUCCCUCAAGGUGAUUUUCUGGACAGUUCAUCAGAGAAGGGGAGCUGUUCAGUGGUGUGUUCUGUGGAGAACCGGAGAGACAUGACCCUGUCCUGGUACAGAGGAGAGAAGAGACUCAACCAGACCAGCAGCCCUGACCUCUCCACCAACCUGUCUCUCCCUCUGGAGAUAAAGCUACAGGACAACAAUAUCUACAGCUGUGUGGCUGCCAACCCAGUCAGCAACCAGACAACCAAACUCAACAUUGAAACACUCUGCCUUCAGUUUGUAGAAUCUGUGUAUUUUGACCUACAACACAAAUGCGCAUCAUGACUUCAACAAUGAAGGCAACUUGGAAUGUACCGGAUCCUCCUAUGCGAUCAUCCUCUUUCCCGACCCUUCACACCUUCACCACCCUUCUCUUCAGACCUAUGGCUGACACCUUUAGUCUCUCUCUCUUUCUUUCCAUCCCCUCGAUACAGAUCUCUUGAUCCAUCCUCUGGCUGCAUUUUAAAAUGGCUCCUGUCUGAGUUGUAACACAGUAGCAUCAAAGAAGUGCAAGUUCUGUGGUGCAAUAACCCAGCUAAAGGUCACAGGCAACAGAUGAAUGGGCAAAUAAGAACAUGAAACAUGGAAGAUAUGCAUCCUUGGUUAAUGCAGCAAACAAGCUGGUACAUAGGUUCCACAAGUUAUGAGUGUACCCCCUGCUACUCUUCAGCAAGAGGAAGAAGGAUAACAUUUUGUUGUGAACUGCACUGUGUCCUCACAGUUGUAUGAUGAAUCGGACCUCAAUGGCAGCAAUCCAAAUGUUGUAUGAGGCAAUUAUGAAAGUGGCAAUCAACACCCAUGCCCCCAAACUACAACCCUCCUCCUGUUGCUGCCUAAGAACUGUCUGAUACAAUUGCCCCCCAGGAGACCAGCUACAGCCUUAUCCUCAACCAGGUUGAACCCCCAAUAAUCCCCACCACCCAGGAGACCAGCUACACCCAAACCGAACCAAAGAAGACUGGGAGAAAGAUGAGGAGAAAGUCUACUGCCGGUACAGAGCACAGAACACAGCCGAUCCUCUAUGACUGGAAUACCGACAUGAUCUGCCCGAGGAUUCCAACAGGCCCCUUAGGCGCAACGUCCGGUGAAGGCUCAUUCUGUUAACCGCGGCCUGCAAGCUACCACGAGCUACUUGGAACCCUACUAAUCCACGACUGGUCUAUCGACAUCACCACACGAAGAGGCAAAAACAGACUUACCUCCAUCGCAA
This is a messenger RNA of Oncorhynchus kisutch (coho salmon), 1444 nucleotides long. RefSeq names its product SLAM family member 8-like. The transcript has 8 exons. The coding region runs from base 1 to 519 and encodes 172 amino acids. NCBI's taxonomy places the organism in Eukaryota, Metazoa, Chordata, Actinopteri, Salmoniformes, Salmonidae. The record is from RefSeq and is a predicted model, not a curated record.